Nicotiana attenuata is the source of this 2390-nucleotide messenger RNA. RefSeq names its product B3 domain-containing transcription factor NGA1-like. The record is from RefSeq and is a predicted model, not a curated record. NCBI's taxonomy places the organism in Eukaryota, Viridiplantae, Streptophyta, Magnoliopsida, Solanales, Solanaceae. The transcript has a single exon. Bases 785 to 1984 code for a protein of 399 amino acids. Gene Ontology annotation, molecular function: DNA binding; DNA-binding transcription factor activity.
GAAGUAGGAACUAGGAAGGAAAGUUUAAAGUCUGAAAGGGAAUAAUUUCAAUGAAAUUUACCAAACUUAAAAAAGAAGAUUCCAGGGAACCACCCCACUAAGACAAAUUACCCACAUACAAUUGUAAUACUCUCUCCCUCUCUAUAUCUCCCACAAACGAAAAGGUCAACAGCUAGAAGAAGAAGGAGAAGGGAUGCUUUUGAAUCGUCUUCUCUGACUCUAGGAAUGGGUGUUGGUGGGCUGAUUAUGUGCGUCAUCACCUCUAUGAGUCCUCUUGGUCAAACAAGAGCGCACUUAGCCUCAUUUGAUUUCUAGUUUCUGUAUUCUAGCUAGCUAAUUUUGUCAAUGGGAAGCUGCUACUCUUUAGUUCCAGUAAUCCGCAGUACUCCUCUCAGAGUUAGACUCCGCUGUAUCAGUAACCACUAACCAUAUUUCUGGACUCAAUCCCAUUUUAUUUUAGUGAGGUUUUGCUCAUAUUUCUGGUUUUUGGGGGUUUGUUUCAUAUCUUCAUGAGCAACAUAUCUUCUCUAAUUAGAUCUAUAUAUGCCUUGGACAAGUGCGGUAUAUCUUGGACGGUGCAUGCUGAUCUCUUGUGAGGUGGACGUGGCUUCAACGAUCAAGGCUCCUCAAAAUUUACAUGCCCCAUUUUCUCAUUCUUCUAUUCUAGCUCCUUUCUCCUAUCAGUAGCAGCAGAUCGAACCAUCAAAGAAGUUGGUUAAGCAGCAGCAGCACCCGCCACGCUAGCUUAUAAUAAUGGUGAAGACGUAGUACUGAGGUCGUUAAGAUGGAUACUCCCCCUACCGCAAAUCAUUGUGAGGGCGAUGCUGAUGAACAUCAUCAUAGUCAUCAUCACAACCUUGUGGAUCUUGGAGUUGGUGCAACUGCUAAUUCCAUGGCGCUGAUUGAGAGAGAACACAUGUUCGAUAAGGUAGUCACUCCCAGUGACGUCGGCAAGCUCAAUCGGUUAGUCAUCCCCAAACAGCACGCCGAGAAGUAUUUCCCUCUUGAUUCCUCCACCAACGAGAAAGGCCUCCUCCUCAAUUUCGAAGACAGAAACGGAAAGCCCUGGCGGUUCAGAUAUUCUUACUGGAAUAGCAGCCAAAGCUAUGUCAUGACCAAAGGUUGGAGCCGCUUUGUCAAGGAGAAGAAGCUCGAUGCUGGGGAUAUUGUCUCUUUUCAGCGCGGAAUAGGUGAAUUAGGCAAAGAUCGUCUCUUCAUCGAUUGGAGGCGCCGUCCAGAUGCCCCGACCGACCAUCUCCACACCAACUUCAUGACUCAUGUGCCGCUUUCACACCAUUUCUCUAAUAAUUUCCAGUACCGCUCCAAUAUUAAUCAUCAAUACCCAGCUGCUUGGAAUCAUCCGCUCUUUUUGCAGCAAGACCAUUCACCUUUACAUUCCCGUCCUGCCGGCAGCAUGUCUCAUCAGCAGCAAUAUAGCUACAGCGCCUAUGGAAUUGGGAACAGUCCUAAUUACUACGAUACAGCUUCUAAUUUCAACAGCAUGGCUAGCAGUAGAAUCGUGGUAAAUGGAAACCCUUGUCCGAGCGGGUCAGUAGUUUAUCUCAGAUCGGGAUCAGUAGCCCAAGUCCCACAACAGGAGGUGGGAUUAAUGAAGCAAAUGCAAAGAGGUAGUGGUAGUAGUAGUAUUGUUGGAGAAGGGAGUGGUAGGCUUGUGGAGCCAAUGGUGUUCGACUCGGUACCGGUUGUCCAAGGCAAGGCAGCACCAAAGCGACUCAGGUUGUUCGGCGUGAAUAUGGACUGUCCCGUCUCAGACUCGGAUGAAUCAUGUGACAUGUCCUCGUCCUCCUCCUCCUUGCCUACAGCAAGUUAUUCUCAUACUCCCCAAUUUUCAACCUCAACUCCUUCGCUCCAAUUUAGGACUUUUAACAACUACGAUGAUGCCAAGCCGCUCCAAACAGCACCCACCGACGAAGAAUCGUCAGGCAAAGGCAAGGAAUCCAUGUCCUUGGAUUUGGAAAUUUGAUCAUUUCUAAAACCCCAAACAAGUGUAAAUUGAAGAGAAUUAGCUGCAAAGGGUUUCUUCAUCAUAGGGCACGUACGGGUCCGUUAUGAGUCCUUAUGGCCUACUGAGAAAGAAAAUUAAAUGUCAUUGCAAAGUCAGUUGGCGUUCGCUUUACAAAAUGAAAAAAAUGAGCAAAUGUGUUCAAGUUGAUCGAAUUUGUGCAUAAUACUCUAAUAGAGAUGAUGAGAUACUUUGCAAAAACUAGGAUAUCACACCAGAUCCUUUUAUACUGGUUAUUUUAUGUUUGAAUUUCCAACUGCGGGGCUUGGUUUGGACCCUCAAAGUGUAGUAAUGCCUCAGUUUUCAGUUAAGCACCUUGAUUGUAUUGAUAGAAACAAUAGAAAAAAGAGCUUUACUAUUUACACAA